Molecule: messenger RNA, 372 nt
Organism: Hydatigera taeniaeformis
Lineage: Eukaryota; Metazoa; Platyhelminthes; Cestoda; Cyclophyllidea; Taeniidae
Source: the annotation of a GenBank genome assembly
AUGCCUCAGGUUUUGCCUCUAGCUCAAGUUAUUACUUCGCUUAGCUGUCUUACAGCGGAGGACGUCGCAAAGCUGAACCAGCACUCUCGGUGCUUCAAGCUCCUACAUAGUCUUCGAGAGUCUGUCGGUCGAGUUCCAAGCUCCAGUGGUUGUGGGUCGGCAGAUAGUUCCGACUUCAAGCGAUCAUAUGAUCGCAUGAGGCGCUUUGUGAAUGAAAAUUCAGCCGGUAGCGGCGGUGAAGGUGGAGGUGGUGGUAACGAGGACACCGGGGAUGAGAUUUUGGAAGGCGUCUUUGAAAGUAGCGACGAAGAGUCUAAAGAUUGCGGCGAAACCCACUCCUCUCCUCUAAAAGUGCCAAAUACCUGUGAUGAG